Aphanomyces astaci is the source of this 1042-nucleotide messenger RNA. RefSeq lists its product as hypothetical. NCBI's taxonomy places the organism in Eukaryota, Oomycota, Saprolegniomycetes, Saprolegniales, Verrucalvaceae. The transcript is spliced from 3 exons. Bases 39 to 1013 code for a protein of 324 amino acids. The record is from RefSeq and is a predicted model, not a curated record.
GUUUUAAAGGUGUGCCGCAUUUCCAAAUCGCGGCCAACAUGUCGAAUGGUGUUGCCUUCUGGCACAAAGAUGUCUGCAAAAACCCGUCAUGUCAGUGCGGCAAGUCCUCCAUCCAAAUCCUUCUGGAUUGGUUGUCGGUUUACAACGGCGAUGUGUACAUCAACUUUGUUCGUUGGCGCGGAGGCACCCGCUCGAAAGACGGCAUGAAUAAGGUUAGCAUUGCUUCCGAAAUCUCGCAGAUUCUACACCGCGAGCACAGCAUUGUGCGCAACAUCGACAGUAUCAAAGCCAAUAUACAAGAGUUGAUCGAUUCCUACGGCAGAGCGAAAGAUUUCAUGGGCUACACCGGCGAAGGCUUGUUGUCCGCUGCAGAUGAACGCUAUCACGACCCAACUGCUCCAGGCUACUUGGUAGAAGUUGAUACAAUUCGGGAUAAGUGCUUCAAGUUGUGCAAGCACUGGGAUGUGCUCGAAAAGGUCAUCGGCGAUAGAGCAUCGGCCCGGCCUCUCCUCCGUUCAAGUAACGACGACGAUGACGACUAUUCAGUCGACAUGCUCAACACAUCAACAUUAUCUGAAAAUGGUGAUGAAAACAUCGUAACUGCAAACGAAACGGCGGAAUACGUUCCAGGCUCGCCCCCCAAAGCCACCGGAAAAAGAAAGAGCGAACCGGACAAGUUUGGAUUUGGCUCGGGGAAGAAGAAGCUGAAGACCGAAUCCGGUGGCAAGAGAAGUUUUGGCGUCGGCGAGAGCCUAAUGCAGGGGCUUAAGGCCCAGGCUCAAGUUCAGGCAGAUUUGUCGCGGGAGGUGCUGGCGAGCCGGGCGGCGGAGUUGCAGCUCCGAAAGGAAAAUGAAGAUCGACAUUUUAUGCUGCGCAUGCGUGAAAUUGACCUCAAGGCCAAAGAGCUCAGGCACAAGCAAAUUAUUGAAGAGGCACGUCUCAUGUCGUCCAUGUCGUUUGAUAAAGCGGAUGUGAUGGAGUAUAUUCGUGAUGAAUUGUCCAAAAUUCAAUAAAAACAAUAAACCCUUGAUUUACACUCAUA